AUGGUGAAAUCAAUUCGAGAUGGAAAGUCAAUCAACUUCAAUGCGAUUGCUCCAAGAUUGAACGUUCCAACUCAAACUGAAGCUGUUGCAAGAGAAACAGAGAUGGCCCAAAACAAGAUUCUCUAUUCUGCAAAGCUUGACGAGAACAUGCGAAGAUCAGCCUACUUUGAGACAAACAAGAGGACCGUCAAAUCAAACAUCAUGCUGAAGUUUGUGACAAAGCAAUGGAUAUCAAGCUUUGAGGUGAAGCCGAUUUCACGACUACUCUUGAAGAUCCGAUCGAACUCUUGA
This is a messenger RNA of Cylindrotheca closterium, 291 nucleotides long. Lineage: Eukaryota; Bacillariophyta; Bacillariophyceae; Bacillariales; Bacillariaceae. The record is from the annotation of a GenBank genome assembly.